Molecule: messenger RNA, 3321 nt
Organism: Chiloscyllium plagiosum (whitespotted bambooshark)
Lineage: Eukaryota; Metazoa; Chordata; Chondrichthyes; Orectolobiformes; Hemiscylliidae
Source: RefSeq, a predicted model, not a curated record
CGAGUUUGGGCCAUGCGCAGUGACAGUGAUAACAACGAGCCAGAGAGGCUGCAUGACCGCGGAGGGAGCGCCGGAGCCGACCAGAAUUUCUAAAGAAGUUCUGACAGUCAGCAGAGCCUCGGGAUUUGUAUAUCAUUGGCAUUUCACUGUGGAAGGAAAAAGGAUUUUGAACAUUGAAGGAAAAAGCAUCAUUCACACCAGGGAUCCUUCAUCAUCUGUGAAAAUCUGUGAAGAUUCAUCUGAAAUGUCCAAACACCAGUAUGAUCAUACUGGAGUGGGAGGAUGGAAAUGUGGGGAUUGCGGGAAGGGAUUUCUUUACCCAUCCCAGCUGGAAAAUCACCAACGCAGUCACACUGGGGAGAAGUCAUUCACUUGCUCUGAUUGUGGGAUGGGAUUCACUCAGUCAUCCAACCUGCGGAUCCACCAGCAGGUUCACACUGGGGAGAGACCAUUAACCUGUUCUGAAUGUGGGAAAGGAUUCACUCAUUCAUCUAAACUGCUGGAACACCAGCGUGUUCACACUGGAGAGAGACCAUUUAUCUGCUCUGUUUGUGGGAAAGCAUUUGCUCAGUCAUGCAACCUGCUAAUACACCAGCGAAUUCACAAGAGAGAGAGACCAUUCACCUGUUCUGAAUGUGGGAAAGGAUUCACUCACUCAUCUAAACUACUUGAACACCAACGGGUUCACAGUGGAGAGAGACCAUUCACCUGCUCUGAUUGUGGAAAAGGAUUCACUCACUCAUCUAAACUGCUGGAACACCAGGGAGUUCACACUGAGGAGAGACCUUACACCUGUUCUGCCUGUGGUAAAGGAUUCACUCGGUCAUCCAGCCUGCAGAUACACCAGCGAGUUCACACUGGGGAAAGACCAUUCCUCUGCUCCCUGUGUGGGAAGGGAUUCACUCAGUCAUCCAAACUGCUGGAACACCAGCGGAUUCACACAGGAGAGAGACCAUUCACCUGCUCCAAUUGUGGGAAGGCAUUCGCUCAGUCAUCCAACCUGCUGCUACAUCAGCGAGUUCACACUGGGGAGAAGCCAUUCACCUGCUGCCAGUGUGGGAAGGGAUUCACCCAGUCAUCCAGCCUGCGGAUACACCAGCGAGUUCAUACCGGGGAGAAACCUUUCACUUGCUCCGACUGUGGGAAGGGAUUCACUUCUUCAUCCAGCCUGCUGAAACAUCAGGGAGUUCACACCGGGGAGAGACCGUUCACCUGUUCUGAAUGUGGAAAAGCGUUUGUUCACUCAUCUAAGUUACUCGAACACCAGGGAAUUCAUACUGGGGAGAGACCAUUCACUUGUUCUGAAUGUGGGAAAGGAUUCACUCACUCAUCUAAACUGCUGGAGCACCAGCGAGUUCACACUGGGGAGAGACCAUUCACUUGUUCUGAAUGUGGAAAAGGAUUCAUUCGCUCAUCUAAUCUCCUAGAACACCAGCGAGUUCACACUGGGGAGAGACCAUUCAUUUGUUCUGAAUGUGGAAAAGGAUUCAUUCGCUCAUCUAAACUCCUGGAGCAUCAGCAAGUUCAUACCAGAGAGAAAUCAUUCACCUGUUCAGCUUGUGGGAAGGGAUUUACCCAAUCAUCAAACCUGCUGAGACACCAGCGGGUUCACACUGGAGAGAAACCAUUCACCUGCUCUGAUUGUGGGAAAGCAUUCACUCAGUCAACAAUCCUGCUAGUGCACCAGCGGAUUCACAGGAGAGAGAGACCAUUCACCUGCUCCAAUUGUGGGAAGGGAUUUACUCAGUCAUCCAACCUGCUGAGGCACCAGCGAGUUCACGCUGGGGAGAAGCAAUGGAAAUGUGGGGAUUGUGGGAAGGGAUUUCUUUACCCAUCCCAACUGGAACUGCAUCAACGCAGUCACACUGGGGAGAAGCCAUUCACCUGCUCUGAUUGUGGGAAGGGAUUCACUCUGUCAUCCAACCUGCAGAUACACCAGCGAGUUCACACUGGAGAGAGACCAUUCACCUGCACAGUGUGUGGGAAAGCAUUCAGUCAGUCAUCCAGCCUGCGGGUACACCAGCGGGUUCACACUGGAGAGAAGCCGUUCACCUGCUCUGAUUGUGGGAUGGGAUUCACUCUGUCUUCCAAUCUGCGGAUACACCAGAGAGUUCACACUGGAGAGAGACCAUUCACCUGCUCUGUCUGUGGGAAAGCAUUUGCUCGGUCACCCGACCUGCAGAUACACCAACGAGCUCACACUGGGGAGAAACCAUUUACUUGCUCUGAUUGUGGGAAGAGAUUCAUUUCGUCAUCCGUCCUGCUAAAACACCAGCGGGUUCAUGCAGGGGAGAGGCCAUUCACCUGUUCUGAAUGUGGAAAGGCCUUCAAUUGCUCAUCUAAACUGCUGAUACACCAGAGAAUUCACACUGGGGAGAGACCAUUUACCUGUUCUGAAUGUGAAAAAGCAUUCAAUUGCUCAUCUAAUCUGCUGAUUCACCAGCGGGUUCACACUGGGGAGAGACCAUUCACCUGUUCUGAAUGUGGAAAAGCAUUUAAUUGCUCAUCUAAACUGCUGAUACACCAGCGGGUUCACACUGGAGAGAAACCAUUCACCUGCCCCGAAUGUGGGAAGGCAUUUGCUCAAUCAACCACCCUGCUAAUACACCAGCGCACUCACAGAAGAGAAAGACCAUUCACCUGUUCCCAUUGUGGGAACGGAUUUACUCAAUCAUCCAACCUGCUGAGACACCAGCGGGUUCACACUGGGGAGAAACAUUUGCUCGGUCAACUCACCUGCUGAUGCACCAGCCUAUUCACUCGAUGGAGAGAACAUGGAAAGGGAUUUCAAAUUGUUAUCAUCCCAGUGAAAUGACACUAGGUGGAUCCCAUUCACCUGCUGUGUUUGUGUAAAUGGCUUUGCUGUUUGUUAACACCAGCAAAUUCACAAAGAAGCAGAGGGGAAGGACUUUACUUUUACCCACACCAAAGACCGAACCUUAGUCAUUAGGCAAUUUGUAUUGGUGUUAUUGAACUCUGCUCUAUUAAAGGGGCUGAUAUUGAGGAUAAAACAUCACUACAAUGGUGUGUAUGUAGGGUUAGUAUUGGAAAUGAUGAAAAUGUUGUUGUGCAUCAACACAUUUAUACUGGGUAAAGACUGGCCAUCUGCAUACUAUUUGUAAAAUGAUUUUGUGAUUCAUCAGCAUUGGUUAAAAAAACAAUGACUUCUAUAGUAACUGUCAGCGUUGAUUUUGAUGUUAUUGUUAUCCAAAUCCAAACCAUGCCUUCUGGCCCUAUUUCUGAUGGUGUUUGUAAACACCACAGGUUCAGUUACCUACUUGUGAUAAAAAUAAUACAUAUCAGCUUUUUCUUAAAACUAAG